Messenger RNA from Pseudoliparis swirei, 1142 nucleotides. It is a transcript of the gene myoz2a, whose product is annotated as myozenin 2a. Gene Ontology annotation, molecular function: actin binding; FATZ binding; telethonin binding. The record is from RefSeq and is a predicted model, not a curated record. Gene Ontology annotation, cellular component: actin cytoskeleton; Z disc. The coding region runs from base 158 to 934 and encodes 258 amino acids. The transcript is spliced from 6 exons. Lineage: Eukaryota; Metazoa; Chordata; Actinopteri; Perciformes; Liparidae.
CCACCCCCAGUGCCGGGGAGCACGAGCACGAACACCCACAAGGGUUGCACUACCCAGUCUGACCCGCUCUCCUCUUACCUUUCUCACGUCCUACCCUGAGGAGACAGACACAACUUAAGACUCCGCCCAAAGAGGGUCCUUCCGGACAGGGGCAGCCAUGUCACAGUUCUCCACCAUGACAACCGGGGAGCGGAAAAUGCAGGCGGCAGCGAUCUGCAGGGAGGUUCUAGCCCAGGAAGACAUAGAGAUGGAUCUUGGGAAGAAAAUAAACGUGCCUAAGGACAUCAUGCUGGAGGAGCUGUCGCUUGCCUCAAACCGGGGCUCCCGCCUCUUCAAAAUGCGCCAGAGACGCUCAGAAAAAUACACUUUUGAGAGCGUCCAAAAUGAGAACAACAAACGGCUCAAUAACAUGAUCGUUUCUCAAACUGAAAAUGGGAGUGCCACGGACCACCACGGCGGCGAGAACAACGUGGAUGUUGACCAAUCCCCUGCUGUGCCAGCUGACACACCAGAUACACACACGAUGCCAAAUGCAGACGGCAUCGCCCCGGGGUACGGAGGUCCUUUGAAAGACAUCCCUCCGGAGAAGUUCAACAGCACAGCUGUACCGAAGUCCUACCACUCGCCCUGGGAGCAGGCCAUCAUCAGUGACCCGGCCUUGGCUGACAUCCUAACCACCCAAAUGUCUGAGCCGGAGCCCAGACCGGACCUACCCAGAUACAAAAGUUUUAACAGGGUGGCGAUCCCGUUCGGCGGUUUCGGCAAAGCAUCCAGACCUGCCUCCGUCAAGUCCCUCCUGGAGGAACCCCCUCCCGACCUACCUCGACCCUGCUUCAACAGAUCUGCCCUGGGGUGGGUGACGACCGGCGAUCCCGUCCGCCUCUCUGCUGUUUCCCUUGAGCCUGUGCUCAUCCCUGAGUCAGAGGACCUCUGAACCCAUCAUGAGGUCACACAGAGAGAGGCUGUCUUCCUUGUUGCUGCACCAGACGUGAAGGUGGGCGGGGCGACGUCACCAAUGAAUCAUCCUGUUCAGUAUGCAGAGCCACUGCUGGAAUAAAAUGGAAGUUAUUGUAAAUUAAUGUGCAUAGGAAUGUUUUAUCUUGCAGACAAGUGUUAACGCAAUAAAAUGGUGUAGAAGGCAA